UUUUCUUCUUUUUUGUAACAGAAGUUGAUGAAACUCAUUGCAUAUGAGGGUGCAUUUACAGAUCACAGUGGGGAUCACAGUAAGUAAAUUAGUGUGACAUUUGUCAUUACACGAAACUUAAAAUUUCAAGUUCGAUCAGUUUGGAGAAUAACAAUGAGGAAGUAUGACCACUCAGAACGUUCAUAUACGGAAAUUAAAUGUAGUACACACAGACAACUUAAAGAACAAACUCAAGAGUCGCGCGGAUGAAAAUUCAAAAGCUUCGGAUCGUCAAUUUGCUGGUGACCAUGCUCGCAUUCAAGUGCAAGGUAAAGUUAUCGAAAAUAUCAUUGAAAGGGUAAAAAAUAAUCCAAUAAGCUCUCGACUAGCAUUGCGGGACCAUGAACAUAACGUUACCAAGCAGACAGAUCGUCAAAACUGUAAACGGGUCAAUUCCCAAUCAUGCAAUGAUGCGGUAAUUAAUAUGAAUGAAAUUUCUAAGCCAUCCCAACCUCCGAAGCUGCACAAUCCCAAUGCAAAAGAUACAGAAGGGGAUUACGAAAUAUUCUCCAUAAAAUCAAGGGGGCACUCUAAGCCGUAUUCUCCAAAGGCGACUACCAGUAAACUGGUUCAGACGUCUAGUUCCAAACUAAAGCACAGAAAGGAGAGCAAGUCCAAACAGAUUGAAGAGCUGAAAAGUCAAUUGCAGGCGAUUGUUAGUCAAAAAGAUAAGGGGAAGAAGGAAAUUUAUAUAAUCACUGGGUCUCAUGCGCCAUUUAAACUUGACUCGUCAUCAAAUGAGGAUGCCAACAAUUAUUUGCCCUUAGAAUAUAAAUCGGAAGGUCACGAUCCGAAUUCGAAACUACGCAAAGAUAGCGAGACGCAAAAUGUGAACCGGUUGGAUGGAAAAAAGCCCCAGGAAGAGGUCAACGUAUUGUCCAUGUUAAAUCGGGGAGAUCUCGAGAGCCGUGGAGUUAGUUCUGGAGGGGUUGCCUGCAUUUCGACCGCAAGUCAAACGCGCAGACGAAAAAUUCCCCUUACUAGUAGCGAGUAUAUUAAUUUGUCCGAACCGAGGAGGAAAGAGAAGGAUUUCCCAAAAGUGAUAUCCACCAAGUUGAGGUCUAAAGAACAUAGAUGCAAGCGGAGCGAUUCGGCAAUUGGAGAAAAACAGAGAUGUGUGGACGAAAGUGGGAGAAAACAUAAACGUGCGAAGCAUCGAGAAAGUAGGAGGAUUUUAGGUGUUCUUAGUGGUAACGAAGUCUAUAAGAAAAGGAAUAGAAUGCUAGACGAUAUAGAGACGGCAUACUUAAAGCAUAAACAUGUACUGCCUAAAGAAGCGGCGGAAGCUUUGGAAAGAAAUAUACAGAAGUGGAAAGCUAUGAAUACCGAGAUUUAUAAGUCUAGUGAACAACACUCUCAUGUUUUAGACUUAGAGAAGGUGUUAAGAAAAAAUCGAACCAAUGAAGAGAACACGAAGUCACCACAUGCGAUAAACAAACCGAACGAUUUAAUUCUUAUGAAUGCGAUUGUAACGGGAAUGAGCGACGUUAAUUGCAAGAAGGAUACGAUGCACAUUAAUAAGAUUCCAAAGUUUGUACGAUUAGAAGGAAUACAAGAGCAGGCGGUGGCAACUGGAAGUGCAAGUAAUAACGGCGAAGGGCAGCACUUGAUAAUCCCUAAUGACGUAGUUUGCGUUUGUCCAGAUCAAGAGAUGAGACUGGAGGUUAGUUUUUCUCAUCUAAAUGUAAAACCAGUUGUCAAAGUACGCUCGUCGCUUGAAUCCCAAUUAAAUUCACCAAACACGUUGCUCCCAGCAUCAAGGAGCCCCAUCGACAACUUUAUCGCAGAUAGUGAGUUAAAGUGUCUUCGUCCGAACCAACAGAUUUCACUCGUUAGCGGAGGUCUUAGUUUUAACGUGGAUGGUGUUGAACCGCCAAAAAAACAAAAAUCUCACAUUCCCUCAGCAUACGUGCCUAAGAAGAACAACUUUUCCGGGUUCAAAAAGCUAGAAUCUGUAACGUUACCAAUAAUGGAGGUACGUAAUAUUAACGCACCAGAUUGCAAUAAUCCACUCAAGUCGUCUUCCAAACCAUGCAGAAGCAGUCGUGCGCAAACUCGUAAAAAGGAAAGUCAAAAAGUGCGCAAAUCUUCAAAAUCUUCAGCGUCCAGCUCGGAGUCGACGCUUCAAUUGACGCACAUUCUUGAUGAACAUGCAGAUACGUCGUGCGCACCUGAGAGCAGAAACCAGGACGAGUUGCGACAUUUGUUUAAGUCCGACCAAGAUGCAAUUGCAGCGUUGAAGUACUUACCUCCAAAACGUAGAGAGGUGCAAGACCCUCCGAAGGCGAGGAGAAGUAGAAAAUUGCGUAAAACUGUCGUAUCCGUUUUCGAAAUAAAACCUACGCAGCUGGUAUCAUCAGUUAUAAGUGUCGGAGGAAAUGAACGUGCUUCAAAAGAAACAGAGCUAUUGUUUAAGUCAUCGGAUGGCGAAGCGUCCUCGUCGAAUAUGAGAGGCGAGAUUUCGAAACUGAGUCUUAGUGACUCAUUUCAGUCUAAUGGCAAGGUAAGAAAAGGGAAUGAUGGUAUUAAUGCAGGGGUACGUAGUCCUAUGGGGAAAUCACAAAACACGGGGAAGAUGAAAAGAGAUCGGCCCGCGACUAGCAGGGAGAAUGCGAAGGAAAGACGAAUUUCGUGCCCAAGUGAAAUGUGGGGUAGUAAACGUCCACUUAGCCUGUCCGGUGUGUCUACUUCAAGUGGAGUUUCACUCAAUUCAGAGAAUGACCACUUAGAGACCAACGGACCAAUGGCAGCUGAACACAUAACGCUUCCGGUGGAGAUUACAAGUACCGCUUUGACCAAAAUUACCGAAGAAACCGUUUCCCAAGACACCUUUGAAAGUUCGGAUCUAAGCAUUGCGGCGACAAAGUCAGCCGGCGGCAAAAUACAGAAGAGGAAUUGUGGAGAAAUUUGUUCGGAACUAAACGUCAGCGGAAGGGAGAAGGGAAAAUAUAAAUCUAAAGAUAUUAGCCCACCGUCAACGUCUCACUCUAACCAACCACUAACUGCAAUAGAUGGUCGAGAUAACAAAAAACCCAAAGGAACCGGUGUCCCAAUUCUCACUAAUGUUGCCGAAAAUAAGGCUAAAUAUUCAAUGAGCGGCGCAAGGAGUCUGCAAGAUGAAGAAAUUCGUCGAUUAACGGAAACUGUUAAAAACAGUAUCCUAAAUGAGAUUCAGGCGAUGAAUAUGGCGAACAUGAAUAACUUAAUGCAGCUCAUCCUGAAGACCAAAUCAAGCAAUAGUAGAUCGGGAUCGAGUCUGAAAUUAGCUCAGAGUACCACUAGUGAAAGACAAACUAACGGAAACCGUAACGUUAUUAGAGAAGGCAAAAAGCCACAAUGUGAAAUUAAGAACCCAUUUAACGCCCACCAACAAGUAGUUAUAGUACAUAGUUGCAGUACAACUCAAGAAUCCAAUCUAAUAAAUACUAAGCGGGUCCCCUCUGCAGUGUCACUAGGCAAUACCUCGACAAGGUAUCAACGGAGUUGCAGUAAAAUUCCAAAAAGUAUCAGAAAUCCCAUCAUCAGAAGCGGUUCCGCUGUGAGAUCACCGAGGAUCUCAAAUAAUGAAAGACUUUGCUCAAAGUCGGUCACUAGCGACACAAAAACUAGCUUGACGAGUGGCUUCAAAGAAACUUCAACGGCUAAACUUGCCAAAGAUGGUAAAAGCUUGAGCAAAUUUGAAAAAAGAAAAUUAUAUGACGAUGCCCUUCGCCUGAAGUGCGCCAAGCCAAAGAAGGACGAUGUACCUGUUGCAAUUUUUCACCAUCAGGGUGUUAAUAGCGUGUCAAAUUUGUCGAUAAGCCCGGAAAAUAUGGACAAAAACGAUGGUGAUCUUGGUUUCGACCAUCAAGCUCAGAUGCAACCCCAAAAGCGUGCUGAGGAUGACGAGAACGUUAAGCCAAGUAUUUCAAAACAAUCCAGCCAGCCCCAAGUGCCAUUGGAAGUAACGGAAGUGACAAAAUCGGACGAAAGGGAAAAUAUCUAUCAAACAUUUACAGUUAUGGCUAGUCAUCCUAAUCUAACAGAAGUUUUUAAGGAAAAAUUGGAAAAAUCGUCUUUUUCGGGUUCGAGGCCUAUCGUAGGCAAAGAAAGCUUUCAUUACCCAUUGAAGAAAGUGGAAAGUUUAUUUCAUUACAACAGAAGGAAGACGAAAAUUGACGACUGGGAAAAUUCCUUAGACAUUAACAGUAGCCUAAAAAAGUUGUCGCGGGAUUUACUGGAUGCAAGGAAGUACAAGCCACUUGAUUGCAUACUUCCUAAUAAUAAUCUGUGUAAUAUGUACAGUCAAAGCGCUAGCAGUAUUGAAUCGUCCAAAAAUAAAUGCUAUAGAAGCAGAAACAAUGCAGCAUACACCAAGUGCAACGGAAGAGAACGUAGCACAGGCAUUCAGAGAAACGACUUUACCAUUCAGUUUCCCACGAAAUUGGAAAAAAAGCAAAGAGGAAAUUACUUAAUUUUUAAAAUCGACCAAAAUUUGCAAAAGCGAGCUGCAUCGGCAACUAGCGAAUCAUACAAAAUGUUCAUGAAUAACCGCGACACAUCAAAUACAGGUGCCUCGUUAAUUGUACGUUCAAAGGAAUCUUUUUUAGUAAAGGCCGCGCCACUUUCAGAAAGUGGAUACGGAAGUGUUAAUGAUAAAGAAGAUCGACAUACGUCCAGUGCUAGCGAUAUACAAAGUAAACCAUCUGUCUCGACGAUUUUAUCUGCGACCAACAACAGGGUAGAUCAUCAUCGCGAUAUUGACAAAUUUCCAGGCAAAGAAAUUCAUUUCGACGAAAAGUCAAGUCAGACUGAUUGCAAACACAGGGACAAAAGCGAACGAGAGCAAAGAAAGAUUUUGCGAUACAUUCAGUCUUCGUAUACCUUGAAAGACCUUAUUCUCUCGGACUCUUCUUUUCACGCGAGCGUCGCCGACUUCGUAGAGCAAAGGGUGUCAGAAGAUCACAUAAGGCCGAUCAUAGAAAAAUCCUUGCACGAUUUCUUAAGUCGUAUGGAGGUUAGAAAAGGACUUCGGCCGGAUACCUUAAAAUGCUGCGAAACGGAUUCGUUGCAGAUUAUCAACGCCCCAUCGAUUUCCGAUUCAAUCACACCAGAUCCAACCAACAAAGUGAUCCAACCCGUUACAAGUAAAAGUGAUACUUUGAGUGAUCCUGCGAAAUUAUCUCCUGCGAUUGAAUCUGUGCUAAUUUCGAAAUCGCCAAUUAGAGUGUUUCUCAAUUUAACUGAGACCAAUCAUGAUUUCAAAGUACUUGAAAAGGAUCAAGCCGAAGGAUGCGAGGUCGAAAAAGAAGAUCGCAACAAACGAUUGGAGACAGGAAAGCAAUCCUGCCAUCGACUAGGCGGACUUGAUCCCUCUGAAAGGGCGUCUUUAGACAUGUUUGGUAAAGUCCUUCAGCUGUAUGAAAAACAAGAGCAAAUGGUCGAGGAUUUUUUUACCUCCGUGGAUCUUGUACCUUCUCAAUUUGAUUCGGCAGAUGGCAGUAACACUUCUCUGUCCCGCCACAAAAGUAGAUCGUCAAUAUUAAGCGUGCUCAAGUCGAAAAUGUCUAGGGUAUUUAAAAUUCGUGAAAAACAAAAUAAUGUUUCCAGAGUACUAACGGCGACAGGGGACGGGAUAAAGGAGGUUGAAAAUUAUUCCGUCAGCAUACGGAAACCCUUGUCGGAGCUUUGUACAGCUGCUGGUAACUGCAGUGAUGAAGAAUUUGAAAGCCAACUACCAAGCAUCAUUGCAAAUGCAAAAGCUUGGAUCGAGGAGGUGAACUCGGUGCAUGGAAUUCUUGCACAAUUGCUUCAAUGUAAGCAUGCACUUAAAACCACCCAGUAUUUUGUACCUUUGCUCGAAGCUGUUGCAAAUAACCGCGUUACCAGUCUGAUUCAGCUUCACGCUUUAUUAAAGAUGCUGGAGAGCGUAGAAGUUGGUAGCAUCCCAGACUCUGAACAGCGUGGUCGACUUCAAAAGCGUUUUGGCAGUAUCCAUCAUACUGCGGAAACAGAAGCAAAAUUGCAAGAGAAAGUUUUAGGCAACAAGGCGUUAAUGCUUUUAAAAAUUCUCGCGAUCAAAUUUGAAGCAGUAGAAGAGCACCACGCCAUUAAAAUAUCGAGAUGCAUCGGUAGAGGUUUAAUUGCUAAUGAGCUCGGCCUUGAAGCUGCAAUGGCGUACUUUGCGAAGAUGCACAUUUUCAAAGACUUUCAAAAUUAAAACAAACAGCUUUAUUAGUAUAGAAA
Messenger RNA from Photinus pyralis (common eastern firefly), 6264 nucleotides. RefSeq lists its product as uncharacterized. The record is from RefSeq and is a predicted model, not a curated record. The transcript is spliced from 5 exons. NCBI's taxonomy places the organism in Eukaryota, Metazoa, Arthropoda, Insecta, Coleoptera, Lampyridae. Bases 164 to 6238 code for a protein of 2024 amino acids.